CUUGGCCGCAUAGGUCACCGCUAGGUGUCGUCUCUCAAUGAAUCCUUAACAUCUUUGGCUUUUAUCACGUAGCGACUUUCGUUUACGUGGAAGGAUUAACACAUUUUUCGUGGUUUAACCACUACAUUGAAUUAAUUUCAACAUAUCCAAGGACUGCCCCUGUUAGGCAGUGUUACUCUUCGUGAUGGGGCGUAAACAUCUGUCCUGGGAACCAUUCGUGUUUGGUGGAAUGGCCUCAGUUGUCGCUGAAACUGGAACCUUUCCGAUUGACACAACAAAGACGAGGCUUCAGAUACAGGGGCAGAAAAUAGAUGCCCGACUGACGCAACUCAAAUACAAUGGCAUGAUACAUGCCUUGUUGCGAAUAUUUCGCGAGGAAGGACUGCCGGCUUUAUACUCAGGUAUUGCACCGGCACUUUUACGGCAGGCCAGUUAUGGGACCGUGAAGAUUGGAGUCUACCAAUACAUGAAACGUGUAUUCGCUGAUAAUGAAAAAGAGGAGUCACUACCGGUUAACGUGUUCUGCGGCAUGGUUGCGGGCAUCAUUUCCAGCUCCAUCGCAAAUCCAACAGACGUUCUCAAGGUGCGUAUGCAGGCCCGAUGUUCCCUCAAGGGAGAUGAGAAGAUGUUGAGAGCCUUCAAGGACAUCUUCCGAGAGGAGGGAGUCAAAGGACUGUGGAGGGGUGUAGGACCUACCGCUCAGCGUGCUGCUAUUGUAGCUGGUGUAGAACUGCCAACCUACGACGUCAUCAAGAAGUACCUCCUCCACAGUGGCAUCAUGGGAGACAACACACAGAACCACUUUGUCUCCAGUUUUAUAGCAGGGCUAGCUGGGGCAGUAGCUUCCACACCUGUGGAUGUCAUCAAGACUCGUAUGAUGAACCAACGCAAUCUCAAGUCCUCUGUGGUGUUGGCCAAUGGUGUAGCUGUGUCCGCCAUAUAUACCUCAUCCUUCGACUGUCUCAUGACGACCGUGCGCACUGAGGGAGUCCUGGCGCUGUACAAGGGUUUUAUACCCAACUGGCUACGUUUAGGUCCAUGGAACAUUAUUUUCUUCAUGACAUAUGAACAGCUCAAGAAACUGACAUAAAUUUCUCACCAAAGUCAGCUUAUCUAACAUUUCCAGUGGCUCUCUCAAUUAGUCUUUUGCAGGGUAAUCCUUGACAUCAAGUUCUUAAGUCUUUGCGCAGGCUAUUCCUUGACAUCAAGUUCUUAAGUCCUUGCACAGGGUAAUCCUUGACAUCAAAUUCUUUAGUCUUUGCACAGGCUAAUCCUUCACAUCUAGUUCUUGACUCAUGGUAUCAUAUUCUAUUUAGAGAAUUAAGAAAUAUGAUGAAAUAUUUGAAUAUUCAAUCAUAAGUCAAAUAAAUACAACAGUAAAAUUAAAGAGACAACUAAUUAGGACAAGGAAUUUUUGAGAAUGAAAUGUCAAGGUAUUCAACAAGCAAGAUUUCCCGACAUCUUCCAUGUUUUUCGGCUUUUCUUAUCUGCCUAGAUCAGACAGACUGUUGUUAUGGAAACAAGAAACGAAGAUAUAAAGUUUUGCUUGUAUCGAGUUAAAAAGGGAAUGCGGUUACACAUCAGUAGAAAGUGUAGCCUUGAAGAUAGGUUACACAGGAGGUGACGGUGAUAGAAGUGUGUGAGAGACGAGAUCCAAGAAAUUAGAUACUAUGGAUAAGGCAUCUGUGAUGAAGAAAAAUUGUGAUGGAAUUUUAAAGUUACCAGUACCAGUAUGCUUGUAAACCUCAGACAAACUAUGGACCUAUCAAUAGAUGUAGUUUUUAUUUCUCUUUUCGCUGUGUUUUGUGUCUUACAUAUCAAAUUUGUUUAAACCUAAACUCAAUAACAUCCAUUUUGAAUAUUAUUUAAUACAUGUUCAUUGACAUUUAGCCAUAGUUCUAAUAAGAACAUUUGUUUAUUUUACUAAAAUUUAUAGAUAUAUAUAUGGAAGUCAUUCUCACUUUUUUAUUUGGAAAAUGCGUGAUAUGCACAGAAUUUACCGGUACAAUAACAUACAUGGCUUCUUUUACAAAAAACCCACAGGAAUUCUGAUCUAUAACCAUAAACCAACAAUGAACAUUAACAU
This is a messenger RNA of Dreissena polymorpha, 2086 nucleotides long. Its product is annotated as kidney mitochondrial carrier protein 1-like. Gene Ontology annotation, biological process: transmembrane transport. Lineage: Eukaryota; Metazoa; Mollusca; Bivalvia; Myida; Dreissenidae. The transcript is spliced from 10 exons. The record is from RefSeq and is a predicted model, not a curated record. The coding region runs from base 185 to 1090 and encodes 301 amino acids.